This is a messenger RNA of Paracoccidioides lutzii Pb01, 270 nucleotides long. RefSeq lists its product as hypothetical. The record is from RefSeq and is a predicted model, not a curated record. The transcript has 2 exons. The coding region runs from base 1 to 270 and encodes 89 amino acids.
AUGCCAUGGCGCAGAAACACCACAAAUCCAAACGCGGGAGUAUCCACUGCACAGGUUUACCGACCCAGAGCCGAACAACCCAGCAUUUUUUGCCUGGUUACGAAAAUUAGCCGAUUCCCACCCUUCGACGACUCUUUUCGAGGCGAUGAACCUCGCGCAAAUGAGCCCAUGCAUUUGGCUGAGGUCAAAAGAGGUUGUGUCCCUCUGCCCUCACUCCCCUCUCGAUGUCGGUCUCGCGCCACGGAACGACUUGCCGUGAAAUCGAGCUGA